AUGUCACUCAUCACUGCCUUUCCGUUCCACGCGUAUGUCGGCGACCUCAAGACACGCCGCGUGAUGCCGGAGAAGGUCGCCGUCUCCCUCUCGCUGCUCACGCCGGACGACAUGGCACGCAUGGCUUUCGUUGAGGUGCGCACGCGGUGCGGGCAGGAGGAGAAGACCGCUCCAUGGCGGCCAGUGACGCGAAACGGCGAGGAACACGCCACCUUUUACGACCUGCGAAUGGGCAACUUUGACGUGCGCACAUUUCCACCACACUCCUGCCAGACGUGCGCCGCAAGCCUCACGGGGAAGUACGGCAACGAGCGCUGCCAGGGUCACUUUGGGUUUAUCGGCAUGCCGCGCCUGCACCCAGGCGACGCGCUGCAGCGCGAGGUCCGCCUGUUUGUGAUGAACCCGCACCUGGUGCAGGAGGUUGAGCAGCUGCUGCAGGCGAAGUGCUUCUUCUGCCACAGGUUUCGUGCCCCCCUCUUCGACGUGGAGCGCUACCGCCAGGCGCUGCGGCUGAUCGACCGCGGACUUAUUGGGGAGGCGCUGCACCUGCUGGACGUCGUCAGCAACGCGCGGGGCUACGACAUGCGUCACCGGCGGCUGCACACUGCGAACGAGGAGGUCGUCAACGACGUCACGCUGCUGGAAGAGCACACGGAACGCAUUCUGCAGCGCUGCGCCCCCGCGUCUGCCUCGGAGAAGGAGCCCGCGUCGCACGAGGCCACCGCCCGACGAGGGGCAAUUGAUGUACGCAACGGCAUUGUUCGGCAGGCGCUGCGGGAGCUGAAGGAGUACGUGGGCGUUUGCUCGCACUGCAACGGCAUCUCUCCACGCAUCACGAAGCAAAACGGGCACUUUUUCUUUUUCUUCACAAGGAACAGUGCGACGGUGAACGUGGCGAACGCGCUCCUUUCCCAGGCCCAGUUGCGGGAGUGGGAGGAGAACAACAAGCUGCACGGGAGAACGCGGACGUACUUCCGCAGCCAAGACAUCCGCGAGCAUCUGCGGCAACUUUGCCACUGCGAGGAGCUCCUCCUCGGCAUGCUGUUUCCGCACCUCGGGGAGCCCUCCGUGAGCACCGCGCACGCCACCCCGCUCCCGGCGCGGGAGAUGUACAAGGCCUUCUUCAUCGACCGCAUCCUCGUCCCGCCGCUGCCGCUGCGCCUCUCCUCCGGGGUGCAGGUGCAGGACAGCGGCGCCAUCUCCCCCGACGCGCAGACGCGCGCCCUCUCCGACAUCCUCGGCUUUGUGGAGCAGAUUGAGUGCUACCAGGUGCUGCGGGACAACUCCACCCCGGACCGCAGCCUUGUCAGCACCGCCCAGGAGGUUGCGAACGAGGUCAACCUCCGCAACCUGCAGGCGAAGGUGAACGAGGUGUACCAGGACAUCAUGGGCACCUUCGCCAAGAAGGAGGGUUUGUUUCGCAUGCACAUGAUGGGGAAACGCGUAAAUCAGGCCUGCCGCUCUGUCAUCUCCCCGGAUUUGCUGGUGGAACCUAACGAAGUCCUGCUGCCCCGCCCCUUUGCCCGAAGUCUCUCCUUCCCUGAACAGGUGACGUGCUACGCCCCUGCCCGUAUGAGCCUGCUUAAGCGGUGCGUCAUCAAUGGACCACGCCGCUACCCCGGCGCCACCCAUCUGGAACUGCGACACACGAAUGGAGAAAUUCGGUUUAUUGAGCUGGACGUGCCUGAGCAAACCCGGCGGCAGCACGCGGCCAAGUAUUUUGCCCUGGCGCAAAGCGGUGUCACGCUGAUUGUCUACCGGCACAUCUUGGACGGGGACCGGGUGGUGUUUAACCGUCAGCCGACGCUGCACAAGGCAAGCAUGAUGGGGUACCGCGUCAAGGUGCUCUCUGGGCACAAGACACUGCGCUUCCACUACGUGAACGGCAGCUCCUUUAACGCCGACUUUGACGGUGAUGAGAUGAACAUUCACGUCCCGCAGAGCCUCGAGGCCAAGGCGGAAUUGGAUGGCCUGAUGGACGCCAACCUCAACUACCUUGUCCCCACCUCAGGGAAGCCGAUUCGUGGGCUUAUCCAGGACCACGUUGCGGCUGGUGUCAUGCUAACGCUACGUGACAAGUUCCUCGAGCACGCGACCUUUGUUCAGCUGGCCUACUAUGGACUAGCGCCCUACCUGCGGCAGCAGCACGACGUCACUCUGUCGGAUCUCAUUCCCGUGCCCGCGAUUCUGCGACCGCGACCGCUGUGGACAGGGAAACAGUUGAUUUCCGUCGUCAUUCGCUACGUGAGCGGGGUGGGGCGCCGACCGACGUGGAUGCGCGUCAACGAUGGAGGGGCUUGCCUGCGGGGAACCUCGCUCAUUCAACCGAGCGUUUAUAAUCACACGCUCCCGGGGUGCGCGGUCGUGCAGACGGUGACGCGGCAAACGAUGGACGAUGACGCAUUGCUCUUUAUGAAUAGCGAGCUGUUGAUGGGCCUCAUGUGUAAGAAGCAACUUGGUGCCUCCAGCAUGUCCAUUGCUCACGUUGUGCAUGAGUUGUACGGACCACACAAGGUGGGGCAGCUGUUUGGGGCUUUGGGACGCAUUCUCUCGCAAAGCCUCCAGCGCGAAGGGUUUUCAAUUGGCAUGGAUGACAUGUUCCUGGUUCACGAGGAGCGUCGCUACCAGCUGCUGCGGCAGCUGGACGAGGCCCCGCUGCACCUUCCCGACGAUGAGGCGGCGGCCAUGACGAAGAUCAUGGAGUGCGCCACGAAGCUGCAGCAGGAGUUUAUCCCGGGCCGCAUGAUGGUGCCCUUUCCCCGCAACCACCUGCUUAUGAUGACCACCUCCGGCGCCAAGGGAAGCAACGCCAACGCAACCCAGAUGGCGCUUGGCCUCGGCCAGCAACUCUUCGACGGACGACGUGUGAGGCGGAUGAAUUCGGCCAAGACGUUGCCUGCCUUUUUCGCCCACGAACGCCGGGCCCGCUCGUUCGGCUACGCAAUUGGGCGCUUUGCCUCCGGCAUUCGACCACCCGAGUACACGAUCCACGCCAUGGCCGGCCGCGACGGCCUCAUCGACACGGCGGUCAAGACUUCCCGCUCGGGACAUCUGCAGCGCUGCCUCAUCAAAGGCCUCGAGAGCCUUGUGGUGCACUGGGACCACUCCGUGCGUGACUCCAACGGCAGCAUUGUGCAGUUUACGUACGGCGGGGAUGGCCUUGACCCGUGCAAGGCCUCCACCCUCACCUCAUGGGAGAUGGCGAAGGAGAACCUCACGGACUUCGGCAAGCGGUUUGGCGUCGACACGGGCGAAGCGGGGCCGGGCGACGAGGCGGGGACGGCGACAAGAGUGCAGCGCGGCAAACGCCCACGCACGAGUCCCAACCUCCCCAGCAGGCGGAGUAACAAAAACACUAAUAACAUUAAUAAUAGUAACAACAGCAACCUUGACGACGACGACGACGACGACGACGACGACAACGACGGGGAUGAGCACACCCGGCACAGUAAUCGUAAUAGCAACCACAACCACGAGCAGGCGCGGCAGUUGCACAGGGAGCAGCAGUUACGUGAGAAUCCACUCCCGCGCCAUAUGCAUGACAGCCUUGAGGACUACCUGCGCACCAAGGCGACAUUUCCGCUAUUCCAACGCGUCUCGCAGUUGGCGCGAUGGAGGGCGCAGGGACGGGUGCAGGAGAAGCUCGCGGAAAAGCGUGGCGAGAAUAUUGCGUACUACCGCGACGUUCUCUCAGAGCUUGCCACUAGCAGACGCGUCCGGGCCUUCUGCGACCCUGGCGAGCCUGUCGGUCUUCUUGCGGCACAGGCCGCCGGUGAACCCUCCACGCAAAUGACCCUCAACACAUUCCACAGCGCUGGCUCAACGGUGACGCACGUGACGGAGGGUAUUCCGCGUCUCCGUGAGCUGCUUAUUCACGCUGCCGUUCAGAAAGCUGCCGUGAUUGUGCCCGUAGAGAAGGCGACGCCGGCUGACGAGGCUGCCAUUGCACGCAUACUGCGUGCCGGUCUGGCGAUACGGCUGCGGGACUGUCUUGCGCGGGGCGGGGCGGGCGGCAAGGGGUAUCACUACCACGUGGCACGAGGCAAAGAGGCGUCCGUGGUGACGCUUGCCAUGCUCUUUUCACACUCGCGCCUGGACGACAGCCGGGCGCGCAUGUGCAUGUCGCCGAGUGAACACCUGCAGUCCUUCACGGAGGCGCUGCGGCAGUUCGCGAAGCGCAUUAUCAAGUCGCUGAGCGGCCGCACGCGGGAGGAAAAGGACGGCGGUGAUGCCGCAGCGAUGGUUUCCAACCAGCAUGACCCCAUGGACGCUGCCGCUGCCGCUGCCGCCGCUGACAGCGAGGAUAACGACGGCAGCGAAGGCGGCUGCGGCCUAGACAAGGACGAGGCCCUCAGUGAGUAUGCUAGCGACGCCACGAACAGCGCUGCCGUUGGUGGGGUGUCACCGGCGCACCGCAGCCAACGCAGCGGCACCGAUGCGCCAGACGCAUUCGAGAAUGGCAACGACGACGAGGACAACGAGGAGGAGGGCGACGACGACGACGACGAGGCCGCCGGAAACGCAGAGGAGGGGACGACGGGAAGGGGCGACGCGGCAGGGCGGUCGCUGCGCGGUCAGCACGGCCGCAAACGCCGUGCACCCGAGGCGGAUGAGGACGUCGAGGACGAGGAGGAGGAGGACGGCGGCGGUAUGCGGAGUAGCGCCGCCGCACAGGGGGCAGUCAGCUACGACAGCUUCGCCCCGCUGCAUGCCGCGCUCGGCGGCAAAGAGUUUGUGCUUGACGUGGCGCCGCUGAGCCGGCUUGCCGCGGAGCGCGACGGGGUUGCGGCCCUUCCCGAUGACCUUUUCGUGGUGAACGUCGUCGUGCGCAUGCCGCCGCACAUCAUCGCCGUCAUUCCCGACGUCGUGGACGGCGCGCUGGAGCAGCAGACGCUGCCCUCGUGGCUGCCGCAGUUCGCCGCUGUCACCUUCACCCGCAAAGCCGAUGACGCGACGAGCGGUGAGCUGCUCUUUCAGGGCGCCAACGCGACGAUGCGCCACGUCUUGUCGUUCGUCUCGCUUUUUAAUUUGGGCGCGCGGGCGAUCAAGCUGCGGCAGGCCCGCUCCACGGACAUUCGCGACAUGGCGAACUGGCUUGGCGUCGAGUCGGCCUACCGCGCCCUCUACGACGAGCUCUCGAAGCUGUUCAAGCGGUACUCCGUCGACCACCGCCACCUGACGCUCAUCGCCGACGCCGCCACGCACCGCGGCAUGUGGGAGAACUUCAACUUCACCGGCGUCAUCUCGCAGAGUGCGAGCCCGCUCUUCCAGAUGACGUUUGCGUCGUCGCGGCGGUGGCUGCACACCGCCGUGAGCCGGGGGCUGAGCGACGAGCUGCAGUCGAUCAGCUCCGCCAUUAUGGUGGGCGAGCGGCCGAGGGUGGGGACGGCGUGCGUGCGGGUGACCCCCGACGCCGCGGUACUGCGGGAUGUGCUGGAGCACAGCUUCGAGUAG
Messenger RNA from Trypanosoma conorhini, 5454 nucleotides. RefSeq names its product putative DNA-directed rna polymerase I largest subunit. Gene Ontology annotation, molecular function: DNA-directed RNA polymerase activity; DNA binding. Gene Ontology annotation, cellular component: RNA polymerase I complex. Gene Ontology annotation, biological process: DNA-templated transcription. NCBI's taxonomy places the organism in Eukaryota, Euglenozoa, Kinetoplastea, Trypanosomatida, Trypanosomatidae. The transcript has a single exon. Bases 1 to 5454 code for a protein of 1817 amino acids. The record is from RefSeq and is a predicted model, not a curated record.